Molecule: messenger RNA, 1078 nt
Organism: Pseudogymnoascus verrucosus
Lineage: Eukaryota; Fungi; Ascomycota; Leotiomycetes; Thelebolales; Thelebolaceae
Exons: 1
Coding region: 225-1076 (283 amino acids)
Cellular component (GO): mitochondrion
Source: RefSeq, a predicted model, not a curated record
AUAGAACCUCCGACAACACACGAAUUACAGUCCACCAGCCACAUAAUACACCUCCCAACGCGUACCAGUGCAUGGCUCUCUCGCCAUAUAAAGCACACCGCGAAAUCCGCACAUCCGCCACACCACACCCCUUCAUGAACUUCACCGGGCACCACCAAAGCUUAUAACCACGCUCCAUCCACGAACCCGGCCAACCCGAGGUCAACUCAACCACAACCCUCCCAAUGGCCUCCCUCAUCUCCACCAUCCGCGGCCUCACCAGCGCGUCCCCCGCAAACACAGCACCCCUCCGCACCUUCUUCUCCGCGCAACCCCUUGGUCUCCGAACCGCUGGUCGGCGGCCAAUAAGCAUAUUCUACUUCUCCGCCAACAGCGGCGCGCGCACCGCUCUGCGCCCCACGAAUCCCUCUUCGAAACUCCGCUUCCAGCCUCUCCGCUCGCGAUUCUUCCAUUCCUCGCGCCCUCGCCGCACAGGUGCUGCGGAAGCCGAUGCCGUGAAUGCUGCGAAGGACGCCGCCCCGAAAGCGCCCCUCACGCUGGGACAGCGCAUGAAGAAGCUGUCUCGCGAGUAUGGAUGGUCGGCGCUGGGUGUGUAUCUUGCGCUCACGGCGCUGGACCUCCCGUUAUGCUACUUGCUCGUGCGGUGGCUUGGCACGGACCGUGUGGGGCGGUGGGAGCACGCUGUUGUGUCGCGGGUGGCGCCGCUGAUACCGGUGAUUGUGAAGGAGAAGUGGUAUGUGUUUAAAGCGUGGAUGCAUAGUGCUGAGGAGACGAUCACGGGGAAUGAUGAUGUGAGUGAUGCUGUUGAUAUGGCCGGGUGGGGGGUGGAGGAGGCGCAGAGGCAGAAUAAGAAGGAGGCUAGUCUUGGGACGCAGUUGGCGCUCGCGUAUGCGAUUCAUAAGAGUUUUAUCUUUUUGAGGGUCCCGGCUACGGUGGCGUUGACGCCGAAGGUGGUUAAGGUGCUUAGGGGGUGGGGGUGGAAUAUUGGGAAGAGGUCGACGAAGGCGGAGAAGGCGGCGAGGAAGGCGACGAAGGAGGCGAAGGGGGUGAAGAAUGUGAAGGUCGUGAAGGAGUAGGG